UAUCGAAGCGAAUGAACGUUACAUACCGYACAACAAUAUCUCUGCAACAAAUACAUAGCAGUACCAUUCUCCCUGCACUGUCCUCUUUGACUAUCCCGGUAAUAAUCCCGGUAGUAAAGAAAGGUACUAAGAGAAGAGCGCAAAGACAGAUAUAGAAAAGGACACAAGGUCAUCGACACGGUAUUACCCAGGCCAAUUCGAGAAGGACCACAACGAGGAAGAGAGUGUCUCUUAGCCCCCACAAUCCACAUCCAAUAGCCAGAAUUGAUCUGGAAUUCUGCAUCGUAUUAUUUUGUUGCCAGGAUUAUUUAAUAAUGACAAUGAAUAGUUUGGGAAGGGUUGUUAUCUGCCAUAUCCAGCUUUUGACCGUAUUUCAAAUACUGAUUUGUUCUUUCGCCGAAAGCGGCACACCUCUUACAAACAAUGCUGGAGCGAAGGCUCCUGACGAAGUUCCCUUGAAUCGAAUCGGGGAGCUCGAGCCCUCUAUUGGAUUUUAUCAGUCAAUCGAAAUGGUGGAAAACUCACUUUUGUUUGCGAAGCAAAGCAAAUACCAAGCAAUUGAGGUUCACCAAUCGAAAUUCUUUGGCAAAAUGUUGGUACUAGACGGGGUGAUUCAACUGACGGAGCGGGACGCCGAUUCAUACAACGAGAUGAUGGCUCACGUACCCAUGUUUCAACACCCAAACCCGAAACGCGUUUUAGUUGUUGGAGGUGGCGAUGGCUAUGUACUCAAGGAGGUCUUGAAGCACCCAAGCGUAGAACACGUCGAUCACGUCGAUCUCGACGAAGAGGUUAUUCGAACUUGUGAAAGUUAUUUUCCACAAUGGGGGGAUGCUUGGAAGGAUCCGCGGGCCCAUCUCCACAUAUGCGAUGGGGCCAAGUACAUCAGGGACAAACCGGACAAUUAUUACGACGUGAUCAUUCAAGAUUCGUCCGAUCCUUGGAUUGCUGGUGAAGACGGAGUUAUGGUCCCGCUGCCUUCUGGUGUUUUAUACGAAGAAGAGCACAUCUGCGAAAUGCACCGUGUUCUGAAACCUAACGGGAUUCUCAAUAUUCAGGUGAGAAACGAACUCGUUGCUCGUUUCAUUUCAWAAACAGGCAAUUKGUAAUUAUUUUUUAUUUCAUUGACUGCACUAAUCUUUCGCCCAUCAUUUUCUCUUGUGAAAAAGGCGGAAUCCUUUAACGUCCCUACGUCUCUAAGUGGGAUUGUCACGUGGAGAAAAACAAUGGAAGCAUGUGGCUUUAAGAGAUCCAGGUACGGAAAUAUUCAUACUACCUCCUAUCCAACGGGUCAAAUCGGAUUGCUUUUAGGAGAAAAGAAUCCGUCUWCCGCGUCAAAGUCGGCGUCGGUGUUGAGGCGAUACAAAGAAAUCGUUAAUAACGGGGCAAAAACUACUUACUACCAUCCUGCACUCCAACGAGGGUGCUUUGAUGUUCCUUUGUGGGUCCAUGAAACUAUUUACGGAACAGAGGACACAUCGGAUCUUCUUUGCAAAAAUGACGAAGACAAGGAUGUGGCUGACACAUCAACGGCGAAAUAGUUGCAGUAGUUGGUGAGCGAGAAUUCAGAUAAGCCCGACGAUCUUUCCUGCAAUGUUCGAGAAUGUUUUCUAUCGUGCGGCCUUCACUCACCACCAAAGAUUCAUUAUUACUACUAUUUUGCAGUUGAUUGCCUUUCGAUGUAAAUUUCUUAUCUGCUCCGUCUCCUUACGUUUCUAAUGGAACAAAAUAUAACUAUUGUUCUAGU
This is a messenger RNA of Pseudo-nitzschia multistriata, 1747 nucleotides long. The record is from the annotation of a GenBank genome assembly. NCBI's taxonomy places the organism in Eukaryota, Bacillariophyta, Bacillariophyceae, Bacillariales, Bacillariaceae.